This is a messenger RNA of Halichondria panicea, 1913 nucleotides long. RefSeq lists its product as uncharacterized. The record is from RefSeq and is a predicted model, not a curated record. Lineage: Eukaryota; Metazoa; Porifera; Demospongiae; Suberitida; Halichondriidae. Gene Ontology annotation, molecular function: protein binding. The transcript has 7 exons. The coding region runs from base 150 to 1127 and encodes 325 amino acids.
CUCGUACCAAGUUAAAUCUAAUCUUGUCUAGAUCUGGUUGAUUUGGUAAAGAGUGUUAACUAAACAUAUGUCAUAUCAUAUGAUAUGACAUUGUUUACAGUUGGAACUUAGCUUAGUUAAAUCAUAGAGCUAGAUGUAGCUCUGUGAUAAUGUCUUGGCCUAAUUUCCUAUUUUUAGUUUUGCUUUAUAGACACACAGCUACAGAGGCCUCUCUGGUGUCCAACAGCAGUGUUGCAUGUCCUGGAGAGGCAGUUCUGUUCACAUGCUCUGUGCCUGGUGAUAUGUCUAGUGUACUGAGAUGGCAAGUCGAUCCUCCAGCAGAGUCUGGGUUAAUGACUAUGCAAAGUACACUCUUCCUUGGUUCUCUAGUCGGUCGAAGGGACACAUUUGGAUUUGGAGUGAUCAUGUUUGAGGCUGUUCUUGUGAGCAGUGACGGAGUAAACCUGACUUCUACUCUCAUCAACCUCAGUGAAGUGUCUAUACUGGAUGGAAGCAUUGUCACCUGUACUGUUGUCAAUUCAGAUGCUACUACAGUUGUUGAACUACAGCAGACAAUAUUGGUUGCUGGUAAUCCAACCUCUCCACUAAACCCAAGAAUAUCCUCCACUCUAAAUCAAUCCAGUUCCUCUAAUAUCAAUCUGGACUGGGAGGCUCCCUCCUCUACUGGUGGUGUGUCUAUCAGGUAUGUCCUCAUCAUCUCCCCAACAUCUCUCUCUGGGUCACCAGUAACCGUGGAGACCACCACAGUACAGAUAACCAUCUCCUACAACACACCCUACAAUGUGACCAUCAGAGCUGUCAACUGUGUUGGAAUGAGUGAAACUAGAAUUGUGAAUCUGGUGGUGUGUCCCACACCGUCUACUUCUGCUGGUGUGACCAUCACCAACACACCUCCUGUCACUAUUGGUGGAUCCAUGCUCACUUUCACUUGUAGUGAAGACAAUGAAGUGAGAACCUCAACCUGUGGCAGUAGCGGGUGGUCUCCUGACCCUGGGACCUUUGACUGUGGCAUCCCACAGCCAGUUACAGAUCCCCAAGUCAGCUGUGGUUCUCUUGCUGCACCGUCUAGAGGUAGUGUGGACGUCAGUGGUGGGAAAACCACCCUUCUCACUGGGUUCACUGGUUAGCUAUCGUUGUGACGAGGGACUAUUCCCCCCUGAUGUGAGGACCAGCACAUGCACUGAUGUGGGGGGUAGGGGAGAGUGGGUGGACAAUCCUGGGAGCUUGAGGUGUAGGGAGAGGCCAGUCAACUGCUCUCUUCCUGCUGAGCCCUGCAACGGUGCUGUAGUGGACUAUGAGAGGUUGAACGACACAGUGUUGGAGGGAACAGUGCUGACUUACCAGUGUGACAAUGGACUCUCACUGACUGGACCCAACACCAUCACUUGCACUAAUACUAGAGUCUGGAGCACUGAGCCUGAAACAAUCAUGUGUGUGCCUAGGACUGAAGUUUCUACUGUCGCUAUCAGUGUGGUCAUCACUUUCAUUGUCACUCUAGUCAUUGGAUUCCUCACUGGACUCCUAGUGAUGCAUGUUUUCUCUCGUAAGAAGGCAGUAUACUUCCCGGCAACUGAAGGACAAGCUAACGUAGGACCCACUGCACUAGUUGGUCCUGUUUAUGAGGAGGUACCAGUAUCACCCAAAGAGGAGAUUGAACUGAACACAAACCAGGCGUAUGGACCGUUAGGACUGUAAAACUCAUUCACUAUAAUAUUCAAUAGCAUUAUUCAACAAGUUAAUUGUGAUCAUUCUGCCAUUUCAUAGGCCUAUAUAAUUAUAGACUCGCUAUAGUUCGUAUAUAUAACCUGGAGAUUGUCUCAAUUGCAUUCCCUAUAAUUAUAAUACAUCAGAGGAGGUUAUUUUUUGCUGUAAAACUUGCCAUUGUUAUAACGUGGUGAUCAAACUCGACAGUU